Messenger RNA from Physcomitrium patens, 1479 nucleotides. RefSeq lists its product as uncharacterized. Lineage: Eukaryota; Viridiplantae; Streptophyta; Bryopsida; Funariales; Funariaceae. The record is from RefSeq and is a predicted model, not a curated record.
CUGUUCACCAAAUCUUUAGUUGCAGAAUGUGGCAUUUUUUGCCAACGUGUUGGUUCGAGAUCGGCGCGGUUUUGUGAGGGAUCCGUGAUGCAGCUUGCCCCGUGAUUCGCCGAAGCCAACCUGCUGCUCUCAGUUGUCACGCAAUUCUCAGCUCCGUAAAGAUAGUGUUAGAGAGGCUGGUUGUCUGAUUCACCGACUGGCUGCCUGACUUUUUGUUUUUUUAGCAGAAGCUGCUGUUUCUUCCCUCAAUCGCAAUGACGUUGGUUGCGAGCCGCGGUAGGAUGAAGGUCGUUGUGAUGGUGGUAGUGUUGAUCGGGCUAUGGUUUACCCUGGUGCAGUACGACAAUACGUGCACUCUGGGACGGAAGGAGGAGUUGUCGAGGAAUAUGGCGGGCUUUUCCAAAGGCUUAGCUGGCCAGCAAAAUGGUGAUGCAGGAUUCAGCACGGAUCAGGAGUCAUCUAUGGAGUUGAGUGGCUUGCUUAAAGAGGCCAUGCAACACGGGCAAGUCGGCAAGCCUACAAUUCACCUAGUAGAGAUCAUGGAGGCGAUGAGUCGGCCCUUCUUCAUGUUCGUCUGCAGCAACUGCUACUGCGACAUCUGUGACAAAGUGAGAAACUUAGGUUACUGGUCGCCAGUGGAAUCAAUGAUCUUUCACACUGUUUUAAAACGCCAUGGCUGCAGAGGAGGCAGAAAUCUCGUAAUAGACAUCGGUGCCCAUGUAGGCUACUUCUCACUCAUAGCGGCGUCUUACGGGUGCCGAGUGAAAUCUUUUGAGCCCAAUUCUGUGGCUCUUCGCUACCUCAACCUCUCCAGAGCUCUAAACAAUUACGAUCAAAUUAACUUAUUCCAGAAAGGUGUAGGCCAAGCGGACACAAAAGCCAUGUACAAGCAGACAGAUACAUGGGCUCUGAACGGAUUCCUGAGGAGACGAUUGCUGGAAACAGUGGAGGUCACAAGGCUUGACAGCAUUGUUGAUGAAGAUGUGCUCCUCAUGAAGAUAGACACCGAAGGAUAUGAAGUGAAUGUCUUUGCUGGGGCUAAGAAUCUCCUUUCCGAGCACAGGGUGCAUCACAUAUUAGCAGAGGUGAAGCAAGCAGGCUCACCAUCAAAGAGGGAAUUGUUGUAUACCAUUGCAAAAACAGGUCAGUUCACACAUGUGUACAACUGGGAUGAGGUUAUCACUCCACUUUCAGUGCCACUGGAUCAAUUCACUCUGCAGAAUGCUACUAUUGUUGACGUAACAAGCAUUGUGCUCAACAAGGAUAUUGCAGGAUACCUGCAGUUUCAGGACUUUUGGUUUUGUAGAGAGCCCCUGCCUUGGUUAUGAGAACACUCGUUCUCUAAGUGUUUGGCUUGUGUAUAGGCUUCGCAUCACAUUUUUGUAUGGCCCGAUAAGAUACCCACAUCAAUCAAACUUCUACUCUAUUUAGAGACUUAUUUUUAUUUGUUAUUAUAAUUUUUUUUAAUACUUUUUUUCA